This is a messenger RNA of Myiozetetes cayanensis, 1363 nucleotides long. It is a transcript of the gene IQCC, whose product is annotated as IQ motif containing C. Lineage: Eukaryota; Metazoa; Chordata; Aves; Passeriformes; Tyrannidae. Gene Ontology annotation, molecular function: protein binding. The record is from RefSeq and is a predicted model, not a curated record.
UGACGCCAUCGCCCCGCGCCGGGCGGCCAUGGCGGCGCUGGGCCCGCGGGCCGAGGCCGAGGGGCGGCGGCGGCUCCUGCGAGCCCUGACCCGCCUGCAGGCCUGUGCCAGGGGGUUCCUGCUGCGGCAGCGGCUCCGGCGGGCGCGGGAGGACUUCGAGGCGGCCGUGCUGGAGAUCGACGGGGACCUGCGGGCCCUGCGCUGGACGGGGCAGCUCCUGCUGCGGCCCAGCUUUGACCCCGACCCCCAGGGGCCCGCCCAGCCCCUGGAUCCCCAGGAGGGCAGCACCAAAAACCCCCCGGAGGAGCCGGAACCCCCCGAACCAGAUGAGACCCCCCAGCCCCCCUGCAGGGCAGGGCAGCCCCCACCCCCACGGGCCAGGGACACCCUGAGCCCCCCAAACGUGGGGGUUGAGGGUGACAAAGGCACAGAGAAGGAGAGCGAGGAGUGGGACAAGGAGAGCAGCGAGACCUCGGUGUGGGACAGCUGCGACCUGGGCACCGAGCCCCUCGGAGCCCACCCGGAAAUCCCUCUGGGGGAGCUUCCCCGAAGCCGCUCCGGCCUCCAGGCCUACAGGAGCCACCUGCUGAUGGAGCUGCUGUGGCUGCAGCAGGCCAUUGCCAGCAGGAAAAACUUCUUGAUGCUGAAGCGGAAGCUGGGGAUUCCUGACCCCCUGGAAGGCGUUCCCAAGCACCUGGAUUGGUGUGGGGGAGCCCUGGAGGAGCUGCAGCACCAGGGGUGACCCCAGGGGAGCUCCAGCUCCGUGGGUUGGUGGUUUUAAACUCCAGCAGAACGUGGCAAGAGAGCCUUUUAGUUCUUUUUUAGGUGUGAGUAGUUGGUCAGAGCAGGAUUAAACACUGGGGAGGAUUAAACCCAGGGAGGUUGUGGUGAGUGCUGGAGGGGUUCCCAGUGGGGAUCCUUCCACAAGGACCCCGUUCCUGUUGGCUGAGCUGGGUGAUCCAAGGCGGGGGGAAAUGGAGGAUGGGAAGAUUUUCCACGUACAGGAGGUGGUUUGGGACUGAAAGGCUGAAGGCAGCAGGUGCUGGGACCUGCAGGGACAGCCUGUUCCCCUCUGAGGGCUCUGCACUUCACACCUCUGCAACAGCCAGGAUCUCCAAGUGCCCGUGGUGGAUUUUUGGGAAUGCUGGAAGAUGGAAGGUGCUCUAUCUGUUCCUGUAGCUCAGGAACAUUCCAGGUCCCUGGAAAAGGGACUUUCCAUGUGGUGCUGGGGUUCCCCCCUGUGAUUCCCCCCUCCCCUGCAUUCCUGCUGCCUGAACAGCCUCUGUUGCCACGUGGCAGGUGGAUCCCUCUUUUCCAGAAUGAUCCCCACCUUGUUUGUGAAUAAAAAGCUUUCCUAAUGCUC